Closterium sp. Naga37s-1 is the source of this 1141-nucleotide messenger RNA. The record is from the annotation of a GenBank genome assembly. Lineage: Eukaryota; Viridiplantae; Streptophyta; Zygnematophyceae; Desmidiales; Closteriaceae.
UCUCACUCUACAUUGGACCGUGCCCGCUGGCGGCGCGAAGGUAAAGUUCGCUCUGGAGGCGGACGGCGGCUCGAACGCCGCCAGCGGCUGGAUGUCCGUCGGAUUUUCAUCGGACGGUGAUAUGGUGCCCGCCGACGCUGUGAUCGGGAAUACGGGCGGCACGGGGGUGUACGCGUAUCGUAUCUCGGGAUACGAUCGAUCCGACGUGGCGCGAACCACUUCGUUCACGAUCUACGCGCCGGGGUUAACUACCACGUCAGCGAAGACGAUAAUGACCUUCACUCGGUCCACGUCAGACGGGAGUGUGAGCGUCAACCCGACCGGCUCGAACAAGCUCAUCUGGGCCUUCUCCUCCUCGGGCUCCAAGACCCUCGCCUACCAUGGCGGCAAGUACGGAAGAACCACCGUUGACUUCUCGUGCUCCUCCACGUCAUCCGGCUCGGGAUCAGGCUCGGGGUCUGGUUCGGGGUCUGGUUCGGGAUCAGGCUCGACGGGCAACGCCUGCGCCAAGUCGACCCUGACUGGAUACUCCUACCAAACGCCGUUGAACGGCAACAGCCUGCUUCUGCAUUGGAAUAAGGCGCGUGCCAACGGAGCAGUGACAAUGGCAGUAGAGGCCAAGUCAGGAGCAGCCAAGUCCGGAUGGCUGUCCCUCGCCUGGACCAAGAGCGGCAAGAUGGCUCCUGCUGACGCUGUUUUCGGGAAUUUAGCGGGCGGCAAAGUGGGCGCGUACGAGAUCAAUGGGUACACUGUAUCCUCGAUACAGCCCGCCUCGUUUUGGAUCGGGCAGACCCCGCAAACGGUCACUUCAGCCUCUAGGUCAACUGUGGUCAACUGUGGUCAACUGUGGUCAGCUGUGGUCAAGUUCGCUCGCAAGCAUUCCACUGGGUCUGUCUCGCGCUUCCUGGCUUAUAACAAGAACAGCCUCAUGUGGGCCUACUCCCCCUCGGGCUCUAAGAGCAUGGCCUACCAUGGCGGCGCAUAUGGACGAAUCACCGUGGACUUCUCUUGCAAGACUGCUGCUACUGGUGGGGGCAAAGGAGGGGGUGAUGAUGACGACGAUGACGACGAUGACGAUGACGAUGACCAUGACAGGAACCGCCGCGGUCGCGAGCGCCACCGCCGCUGGCACCAGGGGUAG